Messenger RNA from Puntigrus tetrazona (Sumatra barb), 3834 nucleotides. It is a transcript of the gene ttyh2, whose product is annotated as tweety family member 2. Gene Ontology annotation, cellular component: plasma membrane. Gene Ontology annotation, molecular function: volume-sensitive chloride channel activity; intracellularly calcium-gated chloride channel activity. The transcript is spliced from 15 exons. The record is from RefSeq and is a predicted model, not a curated record. NCBI's taxonomy places the organism in Eukaryota, Metazoa, Chordata, Actinopteri, Cypriniformes, Cyprinidae. The coding region runs from base 610 to 2256 and encodes 548 amino acids.
UUUUCUGUGUCUGCAUUUACUUAAGUUGCCCAUUAGAUGGCAGCAUUGCGUUAUAUAUUUUCAAAUAAAUCACUAAAUUCAGCAUUUACCUCGUUUUAAGAAGGUUUUGUUCAAACAAAGCGAAAGCAAUAACCUCCAAAAGCGACAAUAUACAUCUUGUUUUUAAUCUCUGCUGAAUGUCACCGUUAGCACAAUUCGACCAGCUAAAAAAAAAAAAAGUUUGAAAAGAAGCUGCCCCUCCAUCCUCAUCCUCCUCUUCAAGCGCGACCCCGAGCCCCAAUCGUGCGCUCGUUCGAGCUCGCUCCCGAGCUUCUCAGAGCGCACAACGCGCGCGGGAAUGGCUGCGGCACGAGACCGGGAUUUAAUGCAAUAAUUCAACGUUUCCCGUCCAAUUCCCACGGUCAGCGGUUCGGAGGAAGUAUUCGGAGAUCUUCCCGUGUCCCUUCCAGCACUUUUGCUUGAGCACCCCGUCUCUCUAAUGUCUGAAUCCAUGGCUUUUGUUUGAGAAGACAAGACAGCGGAGAGUAACCGGGAAAGAAACACCCAAAUUGUCCGACCGUCUCUCUCUCUCUCGGAAAGUGAUUUAUUCGUCUCGUCGACCGCUGAAGGAUGUCGUCCGCACGGGUAGAUUAUAUCGCUCCUUGGUGGACUUACUGGCUCCAUCAGUUUCCUCACGUGAAUCUGAGGUUUCAGCCGUUGGAUCACACCUUUAAACCGCAAGAUGAAAACUACCAGCAGUCUCUGAUCUUCCUGGGCUGUGUAGCAGCAGCUGGGCUCGGCGUGAACCUGCUGUGUCUGGCCAUCUACCUGAGCUUUCUGUGCUGCUGUCGGAAGGAUGAGGAGGAAGAGGAAAGUAAGAAAUCCAACUCUUGCUGUGUCACUUGGGCUGCUGUUGCUGCCGGACUCAUCUGCUGUGUUGCAGUGGGAGUUGGUUUCUAUGGAAACAGUGAAACCAACGAUGGGGUGUACCAGCUGACCUAUUCUCUCUAUAAUGCCAAUCACACGCUGGCGGGAGUGGACAGUUUGGUCACUGGUACUGUGGGAGGCAUGCAGAGCGGCUUGAAUGAACACUUGUCUCGACUGGGCGAGAUCUUUGCUGCACGAGGAGAUUUCGUACAGACACUGCAGUUCAUGCAACAGAUGUCAGAAAACAUCAUUAAGCAGCUACUUGGGCUUCCCGACUGGGAAAAGGCAAAAGUAGACCUGGCCGCCAUAGCUGAUCAGACAGCAUAUGUGGAGUAUUACAGGUGGUUGACAUACCUCCUGAUACUGAUCUUGGAUCUGGUCAUCUGUCUUGCUGCUUGUCUGGGUCUGGCUAAACAAUCCCGCUGGCUGCUCACUACGAUGAUGGUCUGCGGUGUUCUGACUCUGAUAUUGAGUUGGGCGUCUCUCGGAGCUGAUGUGGCCACUGCAGUGGGCACAAGUGAUUUUUGUGUCGCACCAGACAAAUUUCUGAUGAAUCAAACAAAAGAUGUGAUCAGCUCAGAUAUUGUGCAUUAUUACCUGUACUGCAGCCAGACGCUCCCCAACCCGUUUCAGCAGUUUGUUUUGCAGUCGCUGACUGUCUUCCAGAGAUCGCUGACCACCAUGCAGAUCCAGAUCCAAGGUCUCCUGCAGUUUGCGGUGCCUCUGUUCCCCACAGCUGAGAGGGAUUUAUUGAGUAUUCAGCAUUUAUUGAAUAAUUCAGAGGCCAGUUUGCAUCAGCUUACUGCACUUUUAGACUGCCGGGGACUCAAUAAGGACUACCUGGAUGCUCUGAUAGGUGUGUGUUAUGACGGCGUGGAGGGGUUACUGUAUCUCUGUCUGUUCUCUCUUCUGGCGGCCUGUGCCUUCUCCGUCAUGCUGUGUGCCAUCCCGAGAGCGUGGCGACAGAUUGCCAACAGAGAUAGAGACUAUGAUGACAUUGACGACGGGGACCCGUUUAACCCUCAGAGCCGGCGAAUGGCGUCGCACCAUUCACAGCAGGCCAACAUGCACAGCUUCUGCAGCUACAGCAGCAGCAUGGGCAGCCAGACCAGCCUGCACCCUCCAACACAGGCUGUGACCAACGCACCCCUGUCAGAAUACAUGAACCAGUCCGCGCUGUUUGGAGGAAACCCGCGCUAUGAGAACGUGCCUCUGAUCGGGAGGGGAUCUCCUCCUCCUUCGCUUUACUCUCAGCCAUAUAGAAACCGCUACUCUCCAACCAUGAGAGCCACCUACCUCUCCAUGACCGAAGACCAGAUCAGACACUUUGGGGAGGAUUUCCGAGCGUAGAACUGGUGUGAGUCUUCACACACCGGAAAUAAGGACACGUGGAAAGCUCUCACGCCAGCAUGCGCUCAUGCCCAUCUUAAAGGAGCACAGUCUGAAAGGAGAACGUCAUUUUAAGAGCACUCGGUGUGUGUCUGUGCGGGUGCUGGCAUGCAUGCGUGUGUUUGUCAAUCAUUCUGAUGGUGCGACGCUUCUUUUCCCUCACUAUUGACAUUUUUUGUGAGGUGCUGAAAUAUCCAAUAAUCUGUACGUUUACACCAUAUUUUUCAUUGGAUAGACUGUUGGUCUUCCCUAUUGCCUUUUCAACUGCAGAAACUGUUCGAUGUGGGUAACAAAUGCUAUUUUGGACCCACUUUAUAUUAAGUGUCUUUAACUACUAUGUGCUAACAUAAAUCUGCAUUUUAUUUUCUUGCAUCUUUUCCAUAAAUUACACUGUUAACAUUUAAAAUUAACCGCACCGUGAAACCUGUCCCUCACCUUAUUACCAUAAAGUCUUCUACAAUACAAAUUGAACACAAACACUACAUUGUACGUAAGUGUUCAUAACAACAAUCAGUUAUACAUAGUUACAUGCAAGUAACCCUAAGACCAUAUAGUAAGUGCAUGUAGUAAAAUAAUAUUACUUAGUAUCUAAAUGUAACAAUGACCAACUUACAUAGAAAGUGUGUAUAUAUAUAUAUAUAUAUAUAUAUAUAUAUGUAUAUAUAUAAACUCUCGCACUAACAAUUUCUUUUCAUGGUAGUUAAAGACAACUAAUAUGAAUAUAGUGGGACCACUAUUUUUAGACAUAGAAAUUUCUCAUUUUUUCUUACCGGAGUGCAUAACCUUAUAAAGGUUACCCAUUUGCCAUUUCAAAGAUUGUGUACAUAUAAGUGUGGACACUGGUUGAAGUAUUAAUAUUCUGUCCAUUGGACGUUUAGUCCUACACGGUGUACAGCAGCGCUAGCAUCAUCAUAGUAGGUUUGCUAGGUACUUUUCUAAGCAGUUGCUCAUGAAAAGGUGUUAACAUUUUUAGCUACUGUGCAGUGUGGACUUCAUGGACAUGUCAUCACUUUUUAUGAUGGCGAACUGUACAGAUACUAAUGCAUCUUCUUAUUUUGAAGUGAAGCCUCGUUUGUUUUGUAAAUGUGUUUUGUGCCAAGAAUGGAAGCAUGUUUUGUGCCUCUAAACCCUUUGUUUUCAUUCCCUUUCAUUUUUUUUUUUUUUUGGUGAGCAACCGCUGGUGUGUAUCUAUGGCAGCAGGGAAUAAAAGCUUUUCUGUUUUAUGCAUGUAGAGGCAUUUUAAGCACAACAAAAUCAAAACUUGUUCCACAAGUGAUGUUUCUGACAUCCAGAGAGAAGUUUACCUCAUUUCCAGCAGGCACAGGAGGAGUCGUUUUACUUCAAAUUAAAAUCUUCUCGUAUCAACUCUGAGCCAAUUUCUUCCCGUGAUGCAAACGCAUAUGCUUUGUAUUAACCUGGUGACCAGAUGUAAAUAACAUGUAUGAUAACCAUUGUGUGAUUAUUUGUAUUCCUUUCUUUGCUCCAUUCUUGUGUGCCAUUUUCGGUAUGUUGUUUGAUAAAAUCGGCUACUUGGACAAA